AUGGAUGAUGCCAAAAAAUACCUUUCAGACCGACUCUUGAGUGAGGAAGUGCCGAGUCAGAAUGCUUCCAAAGCGGAUUCGAUCCAUGCUACCUACUUAAUCUAUGGCUCCAAAACGGAACAUAAGCAGCCAGAGACUGGCGAUACCGAUAUGGACAACUCAGUACCAGAGCCUGAGCCUCUUUCUGAUUAUGCGCCUACCAAAACAGUGACAAUAGUGGCUGAAGAGAAUCUCAAAGAUGCGCUGGCUGAAUAUGAAGAAGUCACUUCUUUCCACAUCUACAGUCUAGCUCCCUUUCCUCAAAGAGAUCUAGCACUACUAUCCGAUGUGUCAAAGUCGCUAUCUGACUACAGGAAGAUUGAGGAUGCAGCAAAGACGCUGGACACUUAUGGAAUAAUUGCCAAUCCUCAAGCACGCAGAAAAGACCGAAAGGGGCGCCCACCCGUUCCAGCCUCUACUCCAAGCGCUUCAGCGCCCAAGAAAGUCAAGCAAGAGGCGCCGCCAACUCUUUCAAAGCCCAGUCAACCAGAAAAGGUCAAGCAAGAGAGCAAAGAAGUAUCGUCCGCUGAGGCAACUCCGUCAUCCAGUGCUGGGAAGAAGCCUCCUGCGGCACUAAAGCGAGGUGCCUCUGGAGGUGCCACUGGAGGUAUCAUGCAGUCCUUUGCCAAGGCAGCAGCAAAACCUCCCAAGCCGAAGCCCGAGCCUAAACCCAAGGAAGAAGACACCAGCAUGGCUUUAUCUGAUGAUGGCGAAGCCGACGACGAAGACCUACCCACUUCGAAGUCUAUAGACCUGGAGGCCCUAAAACGAACAAGAAAGCAACGUGAAGAGGAGCUUAUGCGCAUGAUGGAGGAUGCUGACGACGAUAUAAAGGAGGAAGCUAAGAAGGAAGACGAGCAAUCAGACGAAGAAAUGGAAGAGGCCUCUGAGGCGGAGCCUGAACCCGAACCCGAACCCGAACAACAACCUAAAGAGGAGAAAGAGCCCACAGAAGUGAUAUCAAAUUCUGGUGGUGGCCGCCGAAGAGGCAAGCGACGGGUCAUGAAAAAGAAGCGAAUAUUGGAUGACCAAGGCUAUAUGGUAACUAUCCAAGAGGCUGCGUGGGAAUCUUUCUCAGAAGAUGAAGCUCCCCCACCAGCAGCCACAAAACCGACGCCUGCAUCAACUCCUGCUUCAUCCACUCAGAAGUCAAAAAAGGCAGCAGCUGGAAAGAGUGGAAGUGGAAGUCAAGGCAGCAUCAUGUCAUUCUUUGCUAAAAAAUAG
Molecule: messenger RNA, 1263 nt
Organism: Trichoderma aggressivum f. europaeum
Lineage: Eukaryota; Fungi; Ascomycota; Sordariomycetes; Hypocreales; Hypocreaceae
Exons: 4
Coding region: 1-1263 (420 amino acids)
Biological process (GO): DNA replication; DNA strand elongation involved in DNA replication; DNA synthesis involved in UV-damage excision repair
Cellular component (GO): delta DNA polymerase complex; nucleus
Molecular function (GO): DNA-directed DNA polymerase activity
Source: RefSeq, a predicted model, not a curated record